Messenger RNA from Plectropomus leopardus (leopard coralgrouper), 2121 nucleotides. Its product is annotated as glycerol-3-phosphate dehydrogenase [NAD(+)], cytoplasmic. Gene Ontology annotation, molecular function: glycerol-3-phosphate dehydrogenase [NAD(P)+] activity; protein homodimerization activity; NAD binding. Gene Ontology annotation, biological process: carbohydrate metabolic process; glycerol-3-phosphate catabolic process. The record is from RefSeq and is a predicted model, not a curated record. Gene Ontology annotation, cellular component: cytosol. NCBI's taxonomy places the organism in Eukaryota, Metazoa, Chordata, Actinopteri, Perciformes, Serranidae.
AACCGGAGAGCAGCAGCCUACAGCCGGAUUGUGUUGUUACAUAACUUCACUGCAGAUCCACAGCAGCAGCAGCCGCUUCAACCCCUCACUCAUCCGUUUACCUCUUCACAAUGGCAGCUCCCAAGAAAGUCUGCAUCGUUGGCUCUGGAAAUUGGGGCUCUGCCAUUGCUAAGAUAGUGGGUGCCAAUGCUGCUCAGAAUUCAAAUUUCGAUACCACCGUAAAAAUGUGGGUGUUUGAGGAGACUGUGAACGGCCGCAAACUGACUGAAAUCAUCAACACUGACCAUGAAAAUGUGAAGUACCUUCCUGGACACAAGCUGCCAGCUAACGUGCUGGCCGUCCCAGACCUGGUGGAGGCGGCCAGUGACGCAGACAUUUUGGUGUUUGUGAUCCCGCACCAGUUUGUGGGGAAAGUGUGUGACACCAUAAAGGGGAAGAUAAAGAGUGACGCACUGGGGAUUUCUCUUAUCAAGGGCGUUGAUGAGGGACCUGACGGGCUCAAACUCAUCUCUGACGUGAUCCAGGAGAAGCUCGGUAUCACCAUGAGCGUGCUGAUGGGCGCCAACAUCGCCAAUGAGGUUGCUGAUGAGAAGUUUUGUGAGACUACAAUCGGCUGUAAGAAUAAAAACCACGGGGCUCUGCUGAAGGAGCUCAUGCAGACUAACAACUUCAGAGUCACUGUGGUGGAGGAGUACGAUGUGGUGGAAAUCUGUGGAGCUCUGAAGAACAUUGUUGCGGUCGGAGCAGGUUUCUGUGAUGGUCUGGGCUUCGGAGACAACACAAAGGCGGCAGUGAUCAGGUUGGGCCUGAUGGAGAUGAUCGCCUUCGCCCGUAUUUUCUGCACAGCUGGUCCCGUUUCCUCUGCAACCUUCCUGGAGAGCUGCGGCGUGGCUGACCUCAUCACAACCUGUUACGGCGGCCGCAACCGCAAAGUAGCUGAAGCUUUUGUAAAGACGGGAAAGACCAUCGAAGAGCUGGAGAAAGAGAUGCUGAACGGUCAGAAGCUGCAGGGACCAGCCACAGCAGCCGAGGUUUAUCAAAUCCUCAGUCACAAAAACCUAGUUGACAAGUUCCCACUGUUCAAUGCAGUGUAUCAGAUCUGCUAUCAGGGCCAUCCAGUCACAGGGUUCAUAAGCUGUUUGCAAAACCACCCAGAGCACAUGUAAAAAAACGACAAACUGACCAAGUGCCUUCUAAACGCAGAACAUUACCAUUCCUCACCUGCUGCCCCUCAGAAAUAGACGGGGGAUGACCAGUCACUCCACAGCUGUCAUGCAACUGAACGGCUCCAGCCAGUGAGUGCAGUCCACAUUCACCCUUUGGAGAGAGGUUGCAUAACAUUUGUGUGUGUUUAGUUCUCCACUUUGUCCUUAACAUUAUUUUAAGUGCUUUUGUUCAUUUCCUGUCGUACAUGAAACUUGCAGGAUAAUUGUAGAAGGUUCUCCAUGUGGUGGUCAGAUAGCUCUUUUUGCCUGAGAUUUUUUUUUCUUUCCCCGAGCCGAAUCAGAGUGCAUGGUGUCACUUUUUUUAGACAGCACCGAAAUCAAAAACACUAACAAAAAAAUACACCUAUAUAUAAAAAUGGACUUUUUAAAAACAUUUCACUCCUCUUUUAGUCGGCCCUUGACUGCCCUUCAUUUUGCACAAUGUUUAUAUGGUACGACAUCAUGCAUUCGGAUUUUGGCAGGGUGGACCACUCAGGACAAAGACCUUCUGAAAGCCUUCUGUUGAGGGAAUUAUCUACUAUGAAAGGUGCCGUCCAGUGAAUGCCUGUUCAUCACAACUUAUUUAAUUAUAGAUGUAAUACCUCAUCUCAUUAUGUCUUUGUAUGUUCUAAAGUGUCUUACAUUAAAUCUCUAUAUUUCCUGUCCUGUACUGUAUAUUAACAUACUGUUAAACGCACAGCAACUGUUUUUAACAAGAAAAUGCAAGUGCCUUAGGAUGCACGGUUGCUAAAUCUUGGCCAUUUUUUUUUUUUUUUGUCCAACCAAAGAUUUGACUACUUAACAUCCGUCAAUUAUGCCAUUUGUUACUGUGACCCUGCCUGGCCCCGUUCCCCAUCAGUUAUGGCUAAUGUGUUGGACAUUUUUCUGUGAAUAAAAUAAUUCUGUUGUCAAAUUA